AUGAAACUCCUUGAUAACGAGAGCUCGUCUGGCCUGCUCGACCUAACACCAGACGUCCUGCGAGGACUACUUGAGGCGGCUGAUAUUGCAGAAGAGAGUUUGUUGCACAGUAUAGUUGAUUAUACACCACCAAACGUGUAUGAUCUCGUAGACGAAGAAAUGAUUUACAGCAAAGCUCAGCAGGGCCAUCGGGAAUGGACUUAUAGGAGAAUCCUGUGCUCUAAGAACUUUAAGACUGAGGGUAAAAUCCUAAGAGAAGAGAUAGCUGUCUUCACGAGAAAUCUGCUUAAGAAAUCGUACCAUCCAUCUUUACUCGAAGCCUUUACAUCUUGCAAGCUCAUCCCGCUCGACAAGAACCCUGGAAUCAGACCAAUUGGUGUUAGAGAGGUCCUCAAUUGGUGUUAGAGAGGUCCUAAGGCGAAUAGUGGGAAAAACGGUCAGUGGUUUCUUAGAGGAGGAAAUAAAAGAAGCAGCAGGUCUCCUACAAGUUUGUGCUGAUCAUAAUGCAGGAGCGGAGCCUGCGGUACAUGCAAUGAGCCAAGUGUUUGAAGAAGAAGGAACAGAUAGGAUUCUGUUGAUCGAUGCAAGUAACGCCUUUAACCAAAUGAACAGGUCAGCGGCUUUGCACAAUAUCCAGAUCGUGUGCCAAGAAAUGGCGCUCUAUAUAAUAAGCACCUAUAGAAGCCCAUCUAGACUGUUUAUCUGUGGUGGAGGUGAAGUACUUUCACAAGAAGGCACUACGCAGGGGUAUCCCCUGGCGACGCCAUGGAACUCAGUCAAUACAUAUAUAAUGAUUGAGAAUCUUAGGGCGCACUGCCCGAUCGUUAAACAGGUGUGGCUUACAUACGACUCUGCUGAAGGAGGGAGAGUCGCCCAGUUGUAG
Molecule: messenger RNA, 883 nt
Organism: Pocillopora meandrina
Lineage: Eukaryota; Metazoa; Cnidaria; Anthozoa; Scleractinia; Pocilloporidae
Source: the annotation of a GenBank genome assembly